This is a messenger RNA of Cuscuta epithymum, 2236 nucleotides long. The record is from the annotation of a GenBank genome assembly. NCBI's taxonomy places the organism in Eukaryota, Viridiplantae, Streptophyta, Magnoliopsida, Solanales, Convolvulaceae.
AUUUGAAAAUAGGGAUAAAUUUAAAGAUGCAGUAGCCAGAUUUGCAAUAGCCCAAGGUAGGAAUUUGAAGAUAAAUGUUAGCCACAAGAAGAGACAACAAAGGAUUGGUGCAAGAUGUGUGGAAGGCUGCCCCUUUAGGUUGUAUGUAAGCUGGGAUAGUAGAAGAGCCUGUUUUGUUGUUAAAACUAUAAUAGGAGCUCACAAUUGCAACAGAAACAUGCAAAAAAAUAGACAGUUAAAGGCACCCUGGGUAGCACUUCAGUUUUUGGAGGUCUUCAAGUCUAGACCACACUGGCCUGCAAAAGAAAUUAUGGAAACAAUCGGGAGAGCUUACAAAGUGUUAGUCAAGAGGGAUUUUGCAUACAAAGUUAAAUACCAUGCCCAUAGAAAACUUCAUGGGAGUAUGGCAGAGCACUACAAUAAGAUUGGAAGAUAUUUGGAAGCUCUAACUCAAGCAAACCCCCUUAGCCACUUCAAGGUAUUCACAGACCCAAUGAUCAAGAGUUUCCCCCCAACAUUUCAGAGAUUCUUUGUGUGCUUUAAAGGACUUAAAGAUGGGUGGUUGAGUGGAGGCAGGAGUGUCUUGUGUGUGGAUGGUUAUUUCAUAAAAACAUUUCUGGGUGGGAUGUUAUUAUCUGCUAUUGGAAGAGACUCCAAUGACCAAAUGUACCCAGUGGCUUGGGCUGUAGUUGAAGGUGAAAAUAACUCAAGUUGGGAAUGGUUUUUCUGUGAACUGAAAAAGAACUUAGGCAGUACUGAUGGUGUUGAUAUGACAUUCAUUUCUGAUGAACACCAGUCUAUAUUGCGUGGAGUGCACAAAGUAUUUCCAAUGGCUGAGCACAGACAUUGUGCUAGACAUGUGUUUGCCAACUGGCACAAAAGUCACAAAGGGGAUGAGCUUAAAAUGUUAUUCUGGAAAGCUGCAAAAGCAUACAAUGGGGCAGAUUUGGAGGAAGCUUUGGAUGAAAUGAGUAAGGUGAAUCCUGUAGCAGCCAGUCCAUUUAGGUCAUGCACACCUAAUUUGUUUUGCAGAGCAUUUGUUAGGACAUCAAGUAAAUGUGAUGUUAUAGUGAGUAAUAUGGCUGAAACUUUUAACAGUUACAUAAUAAAUGCUAGAACUAAGCAUUUGAUUUUUAUGCUAGAAGACAUUAGAGGUGCAUUGAUGCAAAGGAUGGUUGUAAAGAGGCAGCAAAUGGAAAAAAUUGUGGGUGUCAUAUGUCCUAGGAUUAAGGCUAGGCUAGAGAAGGAAAAGGAUCAGGCAACCUAUUGCACACCUUUACCAUCUAGUGAAGUUUUAUUUGAAGUUUGUCAUAGGCUAGAUAGUCUGACAGUGAACUUAGAAGCUAGAACAUGCACCUGUAGGAAGUGGGACUUGAGUGGGAUACCAUGUUGUCAUGCUAUUGCUUGUAUUUUCUUCAAAAAUGAUGCACCUGAAAACUAUGUCCAUGAGUGCUACACUAAAGAGGCUUACCUGAGGAUGUACUCAACUGGAAUUGCACCUUUGACCGGAGAGAGACACUGGCCAAAGGUAGAUAUGCCUUUGGAUCCUCCACCUAUAAAAAUAGGUCCAGGUAGACCAAGGAAAAACAGGAUGAAGUCACCUCAUGAAAAUCCCAAAAAGCCUGGAAAAUUAACAAAACAUGGUGUUGAGAUGUCAUGUAGUGUGUGUCAGUCGAAGAAUCAUAAUAAAAGAACAUGCCCUGAAAAAAACAAGGCAAUUGAGCCUCCAGUAAAGAGGAUGAGGGGAAGACCAAAAAAGGUUAUCCAACCUGCCCAAACACAGUCAGAUAAUAAUCAAAAUAAUGCACAACCUUCAAGACUUGGGAGAGGAGGAAGGUUGAUCCAUGCAAGAGGAAGAGGUGUAGGAGGGAAAGGUGCAAGGGGGAGAGGAAGGGGUGACAUUCCAGUAGGAUUUGGAGUCAUAAUUGAUGGGAAUGGAAACACUUGGACUAAUUCUCCUAGGCAGCAUGGUGGUCCUACAAAUAUUUCAGAGGCUUCGCAGCAGGGUCUUCUUAGCCUAUUUCAUUUCAAGAAGGUGCUCAUCAAAGGAAAUGGAGUGAAGCAGUAGAGUGACAUAUGUUUUUGUAGAGUGAAAUGUUUAAUUUGUGGCCUAAUUUUAUGUUAAGACUUCGGUAGCAUGUUUAAUGUGUGGCCUACUUUAUUAGUAUGAAUUGUAUUUGUAAGGUUCUUAUGACAUAUGUUUGGUUGAAUUGUACUACUCUAUCAGAGUUGAGAC